AUGGACGGCGUGCAGGGCUAUGGGUACUCCAGAGUUCUGCAAAGAUUCGUCACCAGCAGCUUGGACAGCGAGGUGCCUCGGCCCUGGUGGGACACAGACCUUGGCCAGAAGCCGCUCCCCAGCAGGCGGCCAGGUCCUGCGCUCUGUGCUGUGUGCAGCGAGCCUGCACCGCACCGCUGCGGUGGAUGCAAGGCCUCCCGCUACUGCUCGAGGGAGCACCAGCAGCAGCACUGGGCAGCGGGCCACAAGCAGGUGUGCCGCAAGCUAGCACUCGGGAUUGCAGCAGGCCUGCACGUCAGAGCGGAGGGCAAUCCGAAGGUGGAGUCUGGGAGUAAACAGACACAAGAGGAGGCUGGCAGUGCGCAAGCACAGCGGCUGGUGCCGAGCAGAAUGGUUUGCCCCUAUGAGGAGUUCCUGGCACUGUGGCCGGCCGCCGAUGCCUCUGAUGAGGGCCCCACUGGCCUCAUCAACCUGGGCAACAGCUGCUUUGCGAACGCAGCGCUGCAGUGCCUGAUGGCGACGCGGCCCAUGGGCGCCUAUCUGGCCUCGGGCCUGCACACCAGCCGCGGCUGCCCGGCGCCCCCCGGCGCGUUCUGUCCCCUGUGCCAGCUGGAGCUUCUGGCCAGGGAGAUGCGCCGCGGGGACGGCCCCGCCACCGCGCAGCCGCUGCUGCACCGCGUCCGCCUGUUCUGUCGCGACAUGGUCGCCGGCGAGCAGGAGGAUACGUCGGAGUUUCUGAACGGCCUGCAGACCGCUGUGGAGCACAUUAUGCUGCAUCAGGCUGGCAGCCCUGCCAAGCUGGACAGCCGGUCAAAGGAGACGACCCUGCUGCACCACAUAUUUGGCGGCUAUGAGCGCAUGCAGAACGUGUGCACCGUCUGCUGCAAUGUCUCAGCCUCCUUCGACCCAUUUUCCAUGCUGUCAGUCGAGAUUGACGAGGACAUCACCACCCUCGAGGAUGCCCUUGCACGGUAUACACACACAGAGCUGCUGGCCGGGGACAAUGCAUACAGCUGUGAGAAGUGCAAGAAGGACGUGGAGGCGGAGAGGCGGCUGUGCUUCGAGGUGGCACCUAACACGCUGCAGAUCUGCCUCAAGCGCUUCGUCUCGGUGGAUGGGGUGCCCAUGAAGAACUCUCAGGCGGUGGACUUUCAGGAGCAGCUGAAUCUGGGCCCUUUCAUGGCGUCGGCCGCGCUGGACGGUGGCCCGGCGCGGUACCGACUGUACGGCAUUAUCGUGCACGAGGGCACGUGCAAUAGCCCCCACAGCGGCCACUACGUGGCCUAUGUGCGCGGCGCCGACGGCCAGUGGUGGGAGUGUAACGACGCGCAGGUGUACAGCUGCACUACGGGCUACGUACUGUCGCGGCGGGCGUACAUGCUAUUCUACGCGCGCGAGGCGCCGCGGCCGUCCCUGCCCGAACUGGCGCAGCUUGCCGCGGUGCCCCGGUCGGCCGCCACUGGCGUCUCCGGCAGCAAGCCUUCCCCCACCCUGCAGAACGGAUAUGAGGCAGGGCAUGCGGCCACUAUGCCGAGUGCCGCGCAAGGAGACGAGCCCAGCAGCAGCAGCAGGGCGGAGGCGUUAACAAAUGGAGGCACUUUACUUGACAGAGUGAGCUCUGCAGGCGCGUCUGAAAUGUCUUCCAGGGAUGCAGCGCCGUCGCAGCAUCCCGCAGAAGCAGCGGGCCCUGCAUCCACAAAUGGGAGGAGCAGCGAUAGCGGCUGGGACAGCAGUGAGCUGCCAGUGGCUGGGGGCGCUCGGGCACCGGCCAAUCAUGGUGAACCUCCGAGGUCUGCAGCAUGCACAGAGCAGCAGAGCGCUGCAGCAGAACCCGCGGAUGCAAACAGAAAACAGCAGCCUGAUGGCGCUUCAUAUCAGGGCGACGGCAGUGCAAGUCUCAGGGACAGCGGGCUCUCACAGGUGGAUGCUGUGGGCAUAGAGUCAGGGAGUCUGCUCGACAGGGCCAGUGGUGGUGCAGAAAUGCAGCCGAGUAUACCGGCAGGCCAUGAGGCCAUUCUGCACCUGGGGGUGAGGAUGCCGAGCGGGUUGGGGGAUGCGCAUCAGGGCCUGGGUGCACAGGAUACACUCUGGAGGCCCAGCGCAGGCGCGGCCGUGGAUGGCCUGCUGGAGGGCAGGCCGGCCAGUAUCGGCGGCCACCUCAGUGCGCGCGGUGCUCUCCGCGCCUAG
Coccomyxa subellipsoidea C-169 is the source of this 2187-nucleotide messenger RNA. RefSeq names its product cysteine proteinase. Gene Ontology annotation, cellular component: nucleus; cytosol. Gene Ontology annotation, biological process: protein deubiquitination. Bases 1 to 2187 code for a protein of 728 amino acids. NCBI's taxonomy places the organism in Eukaryota, Viridiplantae, Chlorophyta, Trebouxiophyceae, Coccomyxaceae. Gene Ontology annotation, molecular function: cysteine-type endopeptidase activity; cysteine-type deubiquitinase activity. The record is from RefSeq and is a predicted model, not a curated record. The transcript is spliced from 9 exons.